CCGGCUCGUCUACCUGGAUAAGAACGCGCCGCUGCGUACCGCCAAGCACCCGCUGACGGUCAAGGCCAAGGCCUGGCUCUGCGUCGGAGGUCACAUGGACCCCCAGCUGGCCAUGGGCGACUUGCGCACGGACGCGCCUACGGUUUCCCGUAACUCCACCAUGUUCUUCACUCUCUGCCAGAGGUUCGACCUGGGGAUCUACGCGGCGGACUUGGCGGAAUUCCUGCAAGGCGACGAGCAGCAGGACCAGCAGCUGUUCAUGGCGCAGCCCCGCGAGGCAAUGGUGGGCGAAGCUCAACCCGACAUGCUUGCGGUGAAGGAGGCGCUCACGGACAACUUCGUGUUCCGCCUACGUCAGCACUCGCUGGAUCCAGCGUCGUACUACGGCUUCGACCAGCACAGGGAGCUGUGCGCGGUGGUAGUUGCCCACGUGGACGACCUACUGCUGGGCAUUUCGCCGAAGUAUUCGGGAAUGUACGAUAAGCUCUGCAGGCUCCUGCCGUGGAGCGACUGGAGAGGCUGGCCUUUCACCUUCUGUGGCAAGCAGGUGUGGCGAGACGAUGGAGGAGCGCUACAUCUACGACAGACCGAGUACGCGAACACCAUCGAGGAGAUCUCGCUCACCACGGAGCGUAAGACGGAGCUGACGGCGGAGGCGACGCCAGACGAGUUUUCGGACGACCGCUCCGCUCUUGGAGCGCUCGGGUGGCUUUCUUACCAGACUCCGCCAGAUCUGGCGGCCGGAGUGGCCAUGGGGCAGCGCACGCAGAACAAACCCACCGUCCAGGACCUGCUCGAGACGAAUCGGCUCAUCGAGCUGGCGAGGAAGCACGCGAAAGCCGGUUUGGAGCUUCCGAAGCUGCGCGGCCCGCUCUGCUCGGUCACCUGCCACGACGCCAGCUGGGCCAAUGCCGACGAGCCACCCGAGGGAACGGUAUUCAAGCUUCUCUCGAAGCUGGUGGGAUCAGGCAGUAAGGACAAGAAGGUCCAGGUCCGCUCGAAGGCCGGCCAG
This is a messenger RNA of Prorocentrum cordatum, 1012 nucleotides long. NCBI's taxonomy places the organism in Eukaryota, Dinophyceae, Prorocentrales, Prorocentraceae. The record is from the annotation of a GenBank genome assembly.